GUUUUCACAUAACCCCCGGUAAUGAGAGAUUUCAGACGGUCAUUUAGUUUAACCUGUGUAUUACAAACUGAUACGUAACUGUAACGAGCCCUGGUGAAUGGGGUGGUCCUCUGUCGUCCUCUCUGCAGUCUACUCUGUUCCACGUGUACAUUUCCUUGUCGUAUGCCCUCAAGUUGUAUGCAACUUCCGUAAUCUGCAUGUUCCCCGGGACUGCCAUGUUACAUAAGAUGUGGUAUAUAAAUAUCAAAAGCAGUAAAACCACCCAGUUACUUUGAGAACUCACAGACAAAAUGAUCCGGAUUAUAAUUAUUGGACUGUUGGCAACUGUUGCCAUGGGUCAAAUGUUUGGAGGAAUGGAUCUCUCCAGCAUGAUGUCAAACAUCAACCCCGAAAUGUUGAAAGAUUUGACACCCGAGAAAAUCCAGGACGCCCUUAAAAACCUUCCCCCAAACAUGAAGGAAAUGAUGAACAAUAUGGGAGUUGACGAAAGCCAGCUCGAGGAUAUGGUGAAGAAUUUGCCUAAGGACAUGGAUCUGAGCGCCCUAGCCGACCAGGUCAAAGGUCAAGUUGGAUUUGAUAUGGAUCAGAUUAAGAAUGCCAUGAAAGGAAUGGGGAUUGAAGGUGAUCUUAGCGAAGUCGUCAGCAGGAUGAAGAAAGAUCUUUUGGAACAGGUCCAGAAAGAUUUAGAUAUUGAGAUGGAGAAUGUUGACACCAGCGACAUCGUUAGCAAGCUGAAGGAGAAGAUCAUGGGUGACCUUGAGAAGCAGGGAUUGGACCUCAGUCACCCAGAGGAGCUGAAGAAACAGAUCUUAGAGGAGAUGAAAGUGUCCUACGGAGUGGAACCCGACAUGGACAAUGAGGAGUUCAAGCAGAUGAUCGUGAAGAACAUCAUUAGUGACUUAAAAGAUGAGGGUUUCGAUGUCGAUCCCGAGAAGCCAGAGGAGUCCCUAAUGAAGUUGAGAGAGAUCGCCAACGAAAAGGCCCGAGAGUUCGGAUUCGACUUCUCCAACGGAUUCGACUUCGGUUCCAUGGGUAACAACAUCAUGGAGAAAUUAAGAGCUUUCGGAGUCCCAGUUGAUGAACCCAGCAAACUCCUCCCUUACAUCAUGGAGAAAGCCCAGGAGUACAUGCCAAUGAUUCAGGAGAUGAUGGUGGCCCAGUCCAUGCCCCCAGUCCAUCCCAUCCCCAUGGGACCUGCUCCCCAAUACGGAGCUCCCCUGACCUUGAACCUUGAGAUCAAUGUUGAUGGCGGAGACAGAUCCACCAAUGUCGGCAUGCCUGUCAGCCAUUUUUCUGAGGAGGAGGUCAGCGAGCUGCUCCAAGAUCUUCUCCACUAUCGCACUCUGGCCAAGAGUCUAAUUGCCAAGAACGAAAUGCUGCAUCAUCGCAUUGAGGCGCUAGAGACCAGAAGACCAGUCAUGUCCAGGUCACCCAUGCUCGGAGCUCUUAUGCACAAAUACCACAUGGAAAACUAAAAAAAUUUCUUUUCAUCCAGAAGUCAGCAGGCGUUUCCCUUUGGUGCCAUGAGCGGCAAUAAACAAACGCCAGUUGUAGAAAUUGACUGAAAGAGUA
This is a messenger RNA of Saccostrea echinata, 1572 nucleotides long. RefSeq lists its product as uncharacterized. The record is from RefSeq and is a predicted model, not a curated record. NCBI's taxonomy places the organism in Eukaryota, Metazoa, Mollusca, Bivalvia, Ostreida, Ostreidae. Bases 291 to 1475 code for a protein of 394 amino acids. The transcript is spliced from 10 exons.